CGACUCAUGACGGCCGCGGCCGUAUUGGUGUUAGCUGCCGGUGUCCUUACCUUGGUUGUCGGUUUCUUAGGCUGCUGUUGCAUGAUGGAUUGCAAAAAGUUGUUUGGAAAGUAUUUCACUUGCCUGCUUGUCAUCACCAUUGGCGUUCUGGCAUUUGUCUACAAAAGCAAGAUCCGUGAUAAGCUUGACACGUCGAUCACCGAUGCCUUAGCGACCGACUAUACUGAAGCACGACCAGACACCUUCAGCGAGUCAUGGGACAAGAUCCACCAAGACUACUUCUGUUGCGGUUACAACAAUUACACUGAUUACAAAGGGAACCCAAAUCUGGAGGUGCUUAACUGGGAUUUCCCGAAAUCCUGUUGCGUGGAGGCGGACGGAAAGCCUACAGACGAAGCACAAUGCAAAUCUAUGACUGAUGAAUUCUUCUACAAGGACGUCGUUGGCAUCUUAACUCUUGCUGAGUGCAACGCACCCAGGUACGAGAGCAUAUAA
Messenger RNA from Priapulus caudatus, 495 nucleotides. Its product is annotated as tetraspanin-3-like. The transcript has 8 exons. The coding region runs from base 7 to 495 and encodes 162 amino acids. NCBI's taxonomy places the organism in Eukaryota, Metazoa, Priapulida, Priapulimorpha, Priapulimorphida, Priapulidae. The record is from RefSeq and is a predicted model, not a curated record. Gene Ontology annotation, cellular component: membrane.